AUGGGGAAGGAGCAAGAGCUGGUGCAGGCGGUGAAGGCGGAGGACGUGGGGACCGCGCAGAGGCUGCUGCAGAGGCCGCGGCCCGGGAAGGCCAAGCUCCUGGGCUCCACCAAGAAGAUCAAUGUCAACUUCCAGGACCCAGAUGGCUUCUCGGCCCUGCACCACGCGGCCCUGAACGGCAACACAGAAUUGAUCACCCUGCUGCUGGAGGCCCAGGCUGCUGUGGACAUCAAGGACAACAAAGGCAUGCGGCCGCUGCACUAUGCGGCCUGGCAGGGCCGGAAGGAGCCCAUGAAGCUGGUGCUGAAGGCGGGCUCGGCGGUGAACGUCCCGUCUGACGAGGGCCACAUCCCUCUGCACCUGGCAGCCCAGCACGGUCACUAUGAUGUGUCCGAAAUGCUGCUACAGCACCAGUCCAAUCCAUGCAUGGUGGACAACUCGGGGAAGACGCCCCUGGACCUGGCUUGUGAGUUCGGCCGCGUCGGGGUGGUCCAGCUGCUUCUAAAUAGCAACAUGUGCGCGGCCUUGCUGGAGCCCCGGCCGGGGGAUACGACCGACCCCAACGGCACCAGCCCCCUGCACCUGGCAGCCAAGAACGGCCACAUCGACAUCAUCAGACUCCUCCUCCAAGCCGGCAUCGACAUAAACCGCCAGACCAAGUCUGGCACGGCCCUGCAUGAGGCCGCACUCUGCGGGAAGACAGAAGUGGUCCGGCUGCUGCUGGAUAAUGGGAUUAAUGCCCACGUGAGGAACACCUACAGCCAGACGGCCCUGGACAUCGUGCACCAGUUCACCACAUCCCAAGCCAGCAAGGAGAUCAAACAACUGCUUCGAGAGGCCUCGGCGGCCCUGCAGGUCCGGGCGACCAAGGAUUACUGCAACAAUUACGACCUGACCAGCCUCAACGUGAAAGCUGGGGACAUCAUCACAGUCCUAGAGCAGCAUCCGGAUGGCCGGUGGAAGGGCUGUAUCCAUGACAACCGGACGGGCAACGACCGGGUGGGCUACUUCCCGUCGUCCCUGGGCGAGGCCAUCGUGAAGCGAGCAGGUUCUCGGGCAGGUACUGAACCAAGCCCAUCCCAGGCAGGCAGCUCACCGGGGCCCUCUGCGCCCCCCGAGGAGAUCUGGGUGCUGAGGAAGCCUUUUGCAGGUGGGGACCGCAGCGGCAGCCUGGGCAGCGUGGCUGGUGGACGAAGCAGUGGGGGCCACACCCUGCAUGCGGGCUCCGAAGGGGUCAAGCUCCUGGCGACGGUCCUGUCGCAGAAGUCGGUCUCUGAGUCCAGCCCUGGGGACGGCCCCGCCAAGCCUCCAGAGGGCUCCACGGGUGCAGCCCGGUCCCAGCUCCCAGCGGCCCACGCAGGGCAGGUGUAUGGGGAGCAGCCACCCAGGAAGCUGGAGCCAGCCUCGGAGGGCAAGAGCGCCGAGGCCGUCGGCCAGUGGCUCGCCACGUUCCAGCUGCAACUCUAUGCCCCCAAUUUCAUCAGCGCUGGCUACGACCUGCCCACCAUCAGCCGCAUGACCCCGGAGGACCUCACGGCCAUCGGGGUCACCAAGCCAGGCCACCGGAAGAAGAUCACCGCAGAGAUCAGCGGCUUGAGCAUUCCCGACUGGCUGCCUGAGCACAAACCCGCGAACCUGGCUGUGUGGCUGUCCAUGAUCGGCCUGGCCCAGUACUACAAAGUGCUGGUGGACAACGGCUAUGAGAACAUCGACUUCAUCACCGACAUCACCUGGGAAGACCUACAGGAGAUCGGCAUCACCAAGCUGGGCCACCAGAAGAAGCUGAUGCUGGCAGUGAGGAAACUGGCGGAGCUGCAGAAGGCAGAGUACGCCAAGUUCGAGGGGGGACCCCUGCGCCGGAAGGCCCCGCAGUCGCUCGAGGUGAUGGCCAUUGAGUCACCUCCCCCGCCCGAGCCUGCCCCGGCUGACUGCCAGUCUCCCAAGAUGACCACCUUCCAGGACAGCGAGCUCAGUGGUGAGCUGCAGGCUGCCAUGACUGGCCCGGCCGAGGGGGGCGCCGCCGCCGCCGCCGCCGCCACCACCGCCACCACUGCCGAGAAGCCCUCCAACCACCUGCCCCCGACGCCGAGGGCCUCCGUGCGGCAGGAGCCCAGCCUGGGUGGACAGGCGCGGCACAUGAGCAGCUCUCAGGAGCUGCUGGGGGACGGGCCCCCUGGGCCCGGCAGCCCCAUGUCGCGAAGCCAGGAGUACCUGCUGGACGAAGGGCCAGCCCCUGGCACCCCACCCAAGGAGACCCGGCCCAGCCGCCACGGCCACAGCGUCAAGCGGGCCAGCGUGCCUCCGGUGCCUGGCAAGCCGCGGCAGGUCCUUCCGCCAGGUGCCAGCCACUUCACACCUCCCCAAACGCCCACGAAAGCCCAGCCGGGCUCCCCUCAAGCCCUGGGGGGGCCUCAUGGCCCAGCCCCAGCCACAGCCAAGGUGAAGCCCACCCCGCAGCUGCUGCCACCAACAGAACGACCCAUGUCACCCCGUUCGCUGCCUCAGUCACCCACACACCGCGGCUUUGCCUACGUGCUGCCCCAGCCCGUGGAGAGCGACGCAGGGCCGGCCGCUCCCGGGCCCGGGCCCGUGCCCGUGCCCGCGGCCGCCCCCCCGCCCGUGCCCACACUGUGCCUGCCUCCGGAGGCUGACGCGGAGCCAGGGCGGCCCAAGAAGCGUGCCCACAGCCUGAAUCGCUAUGCGGCAUCCGACAGCGAGCCAGAGCGGGACGAGCUGCUGGUGCCAGCCGCCGCAGGGCCCUAUGCCACCGUCCAGCGGCGCGUGGGCCGUAGCCACUCGGUGCGAGCGCCCGCCGGAACCGACAAGAACGUCAACCGCAGCCAGUCCUUCGCGGUGCGGCCCCGAAAGAAGGGGCCGCCCCCGCCCCCGCCCAAGCGCUCCAGCUCAGCCAUGGCCAGCGCCAACCUGGCAGAUGAGUCGGCGCCAGAUGCUGAGACGGAAGGGGCUGGGACCGAGGAUGGCCGGCUGGGCGUCCGGGCACAGCGCCGGCGGGCCAGCGACCUGGCUGGCAGCGUGGACACAGGCAGCGCUGGCAGCGUGAAGAGCAUCGCAGCCAUGCUAGAGCUGUCAUCCAUUGGGGGUGGGGGCCGAGCAGCCCGCAGGCCCCCCGAGGGCCACCCCACGCCCCGCCCCGCCAGCCCGGAGCCAGGCCGGGUGGCCACGGUGCUGGCCUCGGUGAAGCACAAGGAAGCCAUUGGGCCUGACGGCGAGGUGGUGAACAGGCGCCGCACCCUCAGCGGGCCUGUCACGGGACUCCUGGCCACCGCCCGCAGGGCGCCUGGGGAGUCAGGGGGGCCUGCAGACCACGGCCACUUUGUGGAGGAUGGGAGCGCCCGGCAGCGGUCUCGAGGUCCAGCCAAGGGAGAGGCGAGUGGGGAGGGCCCGCCCCUGGCCAGAGUGGAGGCCAGUGCCACGCUCAAGAGGCGCAUCCGAGCCAAGCAGAGCCAGCAGGAGAGCGUCAAGUUCAUCCUGACGGAGUCUGACACGGUCAAGCGCCGGCCCAAGGCCAAGGAGCGGGAAGCAGGUCCUGAGCCGCCGCCGCCACUGUCUGUGUACCAGAAUGGCACGGGCACCGUGCGCCGCAGGCCGACCUCUGAGCAGACUGGGCCCCCGGAGCUGCCCCCGCCGCCCCCACCUGCAGAACCCCCGCCCUCCGACCUGAUGCACCUUCCCCCGCUGCCCCCACCUGACACGGAUUCCCGGAAGCCAGCCAAGCCGCCUGUCUCUCCCAAGCCCAUGCUGGCUCAGCCUGUUCCCAAGAUCCAGGGCUCACCCACACCUGCCUCCAAGAAGGUGCCGCUGCCAGGUCCUGGCAGCCCAGAGGUGAAGCGCGCCCACGGCACGCCGCCGCCCGUGUCUCCCAAGCCGCCGCCGCCGCCCACGGCGCCCAAGCCGGCCAAGGCCGCGGCGGGGCUGCAGUCGGGCAGUGCCAGCCCGUCGCCCGCGCCCUCGCCGGCUCGCCAGCCACCCGCCGCCCUCGCUAAGCCGGCCAGCACGCCGCCCUCGCUGAGCGCCAGCCCCGCCAAGCCCCCGUCCCCCGGCGCGUCCGCGCUGCACGUGCCCGCCAAGCCACCGCGCGCCGCCGCCGCCGCCGCCGCCGCCACCACCACCACCACCGCCACCGCCGGGCCCCCCGCCGCGCCCGACGGCGCCUCGCCGGGAGACAGCGCCCGGCAGAAGCUGGAGGAGACGAGCGCGUGCCUGGCGGCCGCGCUGCAAGCCGUAGAGGAGAAGAUCCGGCAGGAGGACGCGCAGGGCGCGCGCCCCUCGUCCGCGGAGGAGAAGAGCACCGGCAGCAUACUGGACGACAUCGGCAGCAUGUUCGACGACCUGGCCGACCAGCUGGACGCCAUGCUGGAGUGACGCGGCUGCUCACGUCGGGCCCGCCCGCGCCGCCCGGGGCCCCCGGCCCGCACACUGACCUUUACCUCAGGGUGGGCACCUCUGGGCGCAGCGCGAGCGGGCAGGGCGGAGGGCCGACGGGGGCCAGGCGGGCAGGGGCGGGCCCGUGCUGCCCAUCCCCUGCACAAGCACAACUCCUGCCCCCAGGGCCCAGGCCGGACGGCCGGCCUGGAGGACUGCCUGGCCA
Lynx canadensis (Canada lynx) is the source of this 4609-nucleotide messenger RNA. RefSeq names its product CASK interacting protein 1 (gene CASKIN1). Gene Ontology annotation, molecular function: protein binding. Bases 1 to 4383 code for a protein of 1460 amino acids. Lineage: Eukaryota; Metazoa; Chordata; Mammalia; Carnivora; Felidae. The record is from RefSeq and is a predicted model, not a curated record. The transcript is spliced from 20 exons.